This is a messenger RNA of Peronospora belbahrii, 2718 nucleotides long. The record is from the annotation of a GenBank genome assembly. NCBI's taxonomy places the organism in Eukaryota, Oomycota, Peronosporomycetes, Peronosporales, Peronosporaceae.
AUGACUACUCGACCUAAUCCAAGUAAAGACGUACCCACGUUAGAAGUCAAUCGUCGUGGGCGUACAUCUUCUGUCUCGUUAGAGAUCGCACAUGGGCAAUUUGAAGUCUCACCCAGUCCUCUACAUGGUCAUCUACUAAACACGUACAAGCAAAUAGAUCGUAUCUUAGCAACAGUUGAAGGAAGAGAGGAGGAGCUGCGUGUCUAUGAUCAAGCUGCUGGCCAAUGGCGUUUCUACCGCAUGCUUUGUCAAGUCCGUUUCAGCUACUUGUCGUUUCUCGUGGUCAUGAUGGUGCUCAUGUUUUCUUUUACGCUGCUGAUGGAGAUUUUCUUUGCCAUUUUUCUCCCAAGUGCAAAGUUUGACGAGUAUUACACACUACGAGCAAUAAUUUUCUUAGUGCUACUACCGGUAGUGCUGUUUUUCCUGUCCUACAUUUUUGAAGAAGCCUCGAGACUUUUUUUGGAUGCACUCAACAAGUCAGAUGGCUCACUUCCAAAUUUUCGACUGGCGCUAGCUGUAGUGAUCCAUUAUUUACGCCAUCGAACAGAGCUAAUUGGACCGGAAGAAUUAGAUGAUCGAGUACAUGAAGAGAACGAAACACAAGACGAUGAGCUACAGAGAAGUCAAACGAGUGCAAUUCGUCGCGGGAUACUUCAAACAAAAGGGUCGUUGCUGCUAGAGGCAAAGAAUGACCCAUACUUGGACGAUGACAAGGAAGAAGACGAUGAAGUCUGGAUACGCGAGGAAGCGGCUUCAGUGAAGCAACAGGAGGCUGCGGAUGCGAUGGAAGCGCGUGUAUCGAGGCUUUCGGAUGUCAGCCAGAGCCCAUCGAAGCAGCCUGCGAUGAACCGAUGGAAACGCGUGCAAGCAACCGUGAAAACCACUCUUCGUAUCAAAAAGGUGCAGGACGAAGGACCAGCAAUCGAUCUAUCGACGUUUAUUGCUGUAGACAUUGUGUGUCCUUUUCUUUUUGAGGUAGUGACGGCAUCUUCGAUGGUUAUUAAGUUUGUCACAACUUGGUCAAUCUCGGGUGCUUUUUUGGCCUAUGUGCAGAUGGGCUUCUGUUGUGUCAGCAUGUAUCUAGCGCUGUGGAUGAUAGUGCACUUUUGGAGCAGCCGUAAUGGCAAAAUGCGCGUUCUUGUAAGCAAUUAUCGCCGUCGAAAGCGUAUCAUGCGCCGUACUGUUAAAGCUAUCGAGCAAGAGAAGCGCGCCGAACACUUGCGGCUGUUGGCUGUUGGUUUUCGUUUUGUUUAUCACGUGGGGCUUGCUGUUUGGUUUUGUUGUAACAAACUGAAGGAAGACAAGAAAAGAGACAAGAUGCCUGUCGAUGAGAUCACAAUCGCAAUUACAGUACCUAGAGGCCCUGAUCAAAUUUCGACAGCUUCUGCUGGCGCUGGCGUAGAAUCAAGUGCGACUGCUGACCGAUCUCAUGCUACUUCUGUCUAUGUCUCGCGUCUCCAGCAAGUGCGAAAAUUUCGAGUAUGGGUGCGUGCACGCAACCCGUGGUACCAUCUAUCUCUAAACGUCCGUGGUAUGAUUUUGUUGGUGCUCGUGGUCGGGUCAGCGCUGCUUUCGUUGGAAUCAUUUUUUAUCGGAUGGCCUGUAAUGGGUGCGUGUCUUAUUUUCUUGAGCUCUGUCGUACAACGACGCUUUCCGCAGAUUUUCGGUCAAGCGUUCCGGAAAUUCAUUUCGGCUUUCGUCGUCGUAUCACUCAUUUUCUUUUCGUCGUCUUUCAUCAUCGGCACUUUUGUGUAUGGUGGUGGAUUUAAGCUGGGUGCAUUUGACAAUUCUACUGAACUGGUAACCAGCGCGCUCAAAGCCACCCAUGGUGUAUCAGCUUCAGUCACCAUUAAUGGAAAGUUGAUCAGCUUUGACGAUACAUCUGAGUACGCGGCUUGUAGCAUAACCUAUCAAGGACUUUCCGUGCUGGAUUUAGCGCUCGUGGCCGACGCUGCCUAUGGCUCCACGACGGAUAUCCAGAAAUCUGCACUUGAAAAUCGUUUCAAUGGAACCGAGUUAGAUGACUGGAAAUACAUGGCACGCAACAAUGAGAUUACGGAUGGACAAACGUGGAUGGAGAUUUACUUUCCAGUAGUCAAUAUGACGGUCAUUGCAAUUAGAGGUACAGCCUCUGCGACAGAGGCUCUCGAGGAUUUGCACUUUUGGUUUGGCAUCUGCAUUAUGCAGGCAGCGGACAUUUUUGUGCCGCUUCUCAAGCAGUUGCCUCGCGCUUUUGUAGUGAAAUUGUUGUCCAUGCGUCUCAUCUCGAGCGUGAUGCCGUCGCCCGUGUAUACGGACGUGUUAAACCAUGCUAUAGAUACACGUGCUCGCGUUGGGGACAACCUUGUAAUCACUGGACAUAGUCUAGGUGGAUCUAUUGCUGCCAUGAUUGGCGCCAAGACUAAGACAAGCGCCGUGUCCUUCUCUGGACCAGGGUUGCUUUACUCACUUGGACGCUUCGACAUCACGUCUCGGGAUGUUCGCGAUUACGUUUUGACAAUGAAGCCCAGGAAAGAUAUCGUUCCAGAGGUGGACGAACUGGGUGGGUUGGUGCAGGAGGUUCGAUGUAAGAAAUCAUCCCCAAUGGACUGUCACAGCACGAGUACUCAUCUGUGUGAGUUGUACUUCUCCUGCGGCGACACAAGACAGCGCAACUGGUCGACAAAUGAGCAGUGCAUCGCGUAUAAAGCACUUGUAUCGGACGACAACGAUGCAUAG